This is a messenger RNA of Lathyrus oleraceus (garden pea), 3349 nucleotides long. RefSeq names its product zinc finger CCCH domain-containing protein 30. NCBI's taxonomy places the organism in Eukaryota, Viridiplantae, Streptophyta, Magnoliopsida, Fabales, Fabaceae. The transcript has 2 exons. Bases 519 to 2726 code for a protein of 735 amino acids. Gene Ontology annotation, molecular function: protein binding; metal ion binding. The record is from RefSeq and is a predicted model, not a curated record.
AUAAUCAAAUCUUAACUCUCAGUGCGCUUCAUCUUUUUCUCUUCUUUAUUUUAACCAUUUAAUUAAUUAAACUAUUUUUGUUAAUUAAUUUUUUUAUAAUGUCCCGGCGAUUUUAUCAAAACUGAAAAUAAUGUUUUAAGAAAACAUGUACUAGUGUUGUUCUUUUGUGUGUCGCACUCGAUUUUAUUAUUUAAUUAAUUAUUAUUUUUUUGAGAAGAAAAGAAAAAAAAGAGCGCAUGGGAAAUGGAGAAGGAAAGAAAGAAGCAAUAGCAGAGGGUUUUUCUUCAUUUCUCUUCUCACGAUUUUCUUCAUAAUUUCUCUUUCUCUUUCUCUUUCGAUUUUCUCGGAAUCCAAACACACCUGAACUUGUUCUUCUUCCUUUAACUCUCUCUCACCUUUGAGAUCCGUAGACACGUCACUCUUUUAGCUCGAUCCUUUUACUACUUACUUCUUUUGCCACUGAAUUAUUAUUUUUAUAAUUAUUAUUAUAGAGUGCUAAAUCUGUUGCAAAUGAAAGGAUGUGCUGUGAGUUGGAGCGGUUAAAGCCAGUGCCUGCACCGUAUCCUUCUCUAUCUCCAGUUUUGACACGCGAUUCUCGACCAGGAAAACCCACCAUGAAUCACUUAACUGUUGGCACUGAAGAUUCUUUUGCGAGUUUACUUGAGCUUGCUGCUAAUAACGAUGUGGAAGGGUUCAAACGGUUGAUUGAGUUUGAUCCUACGUCGGUGGAUGAGAUUGGGUUAUGGUAUGGUCGUCACAAGGGAUCGAAGCAGAUGGUGAAUGAGCGACGGACUCCUUUGAUGGUUGCGGCUACCUAUGGUAGUAUUGAUGUUAUGAAACUGAUUAUUUCUCUAUCUGAUGUUGACAUCAAUAGGCCUUGUGGCCUUGAUAAGAGCACUGCUCUUCACUGUGCUGCUUCAGGUGGGGCUGAAAAUGCUGUUGACGCUGUGAAGCUGCUUCUUGCAGCAGGGGCUGAUCCCAAUUCUGUGGAUGCUAACGGGGAUCGUCCGAAGGAUGUUAUUGUUUAUCCCCCUAAGCUUGAAUUUGUGAAAAUCAGUCUUGAGGAGCUUCUUCUAACUGAUGAUGCUAGUGUUGGCUGUAAUCUUAGGGUGAUUACAAAUUCUUUUAAUACGUAUUCUCCUCCUUUAUCGGCUUCACCCGAGAACGGCUCUCCUUCUCCACCACCGGAUCUUUUGUUGAGGUUAAAGUCAAUUGAUGUCCCUAUUUCUCCUGCUGCAUCCGAGAAGAAAGAAUAUCCUGUUGAUCCUUCUCUUCCUGAUAUCAAAAACAGCAUAUAUUCAACUGAUGAAUUCCGAAUGUAUUCUUUCAAGGUGCGGCCUUGUUCGCGUGCUUAUUCCCACGAUUGGACUGAAUGCCCUUUUGUUCAUCCAGGGGAGAAUGCCCGGAGAAGGGACCCGAGAAAGUAUCACUACAGCUGUGUUCCUUGUCCUGAUUUUCGCAAGGGUGCUUGCCGGCGAGGGGAUAUGUGUGAAUAUGCUCACGGAGUUUUUGAGUGCUGGCUGCAUCCUGCACAGUAUAGAACCCGUCUCUGCAAGGACGGAAUAAAUUGCUCCAGGAGGGUUUGCUUCUUUGCCCACACCGCUGAAGAGCUUCGACCAUUGUAUGUUUCAACCGGUUCUGCUGUUCCUUCACCUCGAUCAAGCACAUCUUCUGCCAUGGAUUUUGCUGCAGCCAUGAGCAUGUUGCCUGGCUCACCUUCUUCGAUGUCUGUUAUGUCUCCUUCACCAUUCACUCCACCCAUGUCACCUUCUGGCAAUGGCAUUUCGCACAACUCUGGAGCUUGGCCCCAGCCAAACAUCCCAGCAUUGCAUCUUCCAGGAAGUAAUCUCCAGUCUAGUCGGUUGAGAUCUUCACUCAAUGCUAGAGAUAUUCAUAUGGAUGAUUUUGAUAUGUUAUCUGAUUAUGAUCAACAGCAACAACUCAUCAAUGAGUUGGCAUGCCUCUCUCCACACCAUUUGAAUUCUAACAGUCUUAGCCGUUCUGGUCGAAUGAAGCCAUUGAAUCCAUCAAAUCUCGACGAUCUCUUUUCCGCCGAGAGUUCUUCUCCUCGAUAUGCUGAUCCAACACUGAAUUCAACUGUUUUUUCUCCGACUCACAAAUCAGCUGUCUUUAACCAGUUUCAGCAGCAGCAAAACAUGUUGUCACCAGUGAAUACAAAUUUUUCUCCCAAAAAUGUUGACCAUCAUUUAUUGCAGGCAGCUUCUUAUGGUGUUCAGCCUUCAGGUAGAAUGUCUCCACGGAACGUGGAACCUAUCUCCCCUAUGAGCUCAAGGAUGUCGAUGCUGGCACAACGUGACAAGCAGCAACAGUUUCGCAGCCUAAGCUUCCGCGAGCACGGCUCUAACUCUAUGCAUGCACCUCCCGGCUCAGUCAAUUCUUGGUCCAAAUGGGAAUCCCCCAACGGUAAGCUAGAUUGGGCUCACAAUGCAGAUGAAGUAGGCAAGCUCCGUAGAUCAUCUUCUUUUGAGCUCGGGAACAACGGCGAGGAGCCUGAUUUAUCAUGGGUGCAGUCACUUGUCAAAGAAUCUCCAACUGAGAUCAAAGAGAAAUUGACAACAUCUAUCCCAAACGUUGCGCCCGCAGGAACAUCCGGUGAGGGAUUGAAUAUGAAUAUGAACGCACAAAUGGACUCUGUCGAUCAUGCUGUACUAGGAACAUGGCUUGAACAGAUGCAGCUUGACCAUCUCGUGGCUCAGCAAAACUGAAACUAGUUUUGCCGACCUCAAGACAAGGCAGUUAACAACUGAAAGGUUCGAGUAUAUACUAUAUAUGUUAUUUUUUUUGGAAGUUUUGUUGUUGAUGGAAGUGGAAGAUGGUUACAUUAACUAAGAAAGGAAGCAUAAAGAUAAAGAAUGAGAGGAAAAAUUCAUUCACAAGUUUAGUGUUACAAAAGGUAACUUUAGGAGAGACAGAAAACCACUGGGACGCAUUGAGACGGUUAACGCCAAUGCCGGGUUUUUUGGCUACCAAUAUUUACAAUUUUUAGGUUCACAUUCCUGUCAUUUUUCGCUUCCUUGAGGAGCAAAUGUUCUAUCAAAAAAAGUUCUAUUUCUAGUUUUAUUUAAUCUAUCUUUUUUAUUUUAUUUAUAUUUAUUCUGGAGUAGAAAAAGAAGUUACAAAAGGGUUAUUGGAUUUAAUUUCCUCAGUUCAGGUCUCCAUUUUGGUCCAGUUUUGGGGAUGAUACAGGAUUUGGAUGUCAUAUUUCUAUGUAAUUUUGAACCAAUAAUUGUGGAUGCCAGGGAUUGUGUUAAUUAUAGGGCAAAUUUGAAGAUUGGUCCUUUGGGCAUGUAACAUUCAAUUAAAGUUUAUUGCUAUAUUUAUUCUAUUA